This is a messenger RNA of Pieris macdunnoughi, 285 nucleotides long. NCBI's taxonomy places the organism in Eukaryota, Metazoa, Arthropoda, Insecta, Lepidoptera, Pieridae. The record is from the annotation of a GenBank genome assembly.
AUGGGCCUCGAUACACAGCGAGAGGACGAGGUGACGUGCGUCCCAGCCGUCCGCGGUGGAGGACAAGGGAGACGGGUGCAGUGCGCCUGCGGGACUUCCGCGGCGACGUCACGUCAGUGCGCGUAUCGACGUCGCAGCCGCGCGCAGUUCUCUGCGGCGCUCUCCGGCGCUAUGUUCACGGAGUGCCUCUUCAAAACAUUAUUGCCCAUUAGAUCCCGCAAACGUCCACAUCAUUACAGUUGUCCCAACUACCUGCGUCUAACAAGGCUUAAUAAUCAUGCUUGA